AUGCUGAGAAUAGAUUUUGAAGAGGUUAAAGGUAGAAGGAAAUUAUGGAAAUGGAGAUGGGCGGCAAGAGAGGAUAACUUUUAUGUUUUGGACGAGUGGCUAAGCCUAAAGGAAAGGGAGGACAGAUUCCACCUGAUAAAGAUGGUAAGAGAGUUAGAGGAAAAGAAGACGGAAAAAGGUGAGAAACUUAAGAUAAGAUUAGAAAACAAAUGGAUUAAGAUCGGAGAAGAAUGGUUCAAAUGGAACAGGAAAGAAGGAGGACUAAACAAGAUCACAGAAGAAGAAACAGAUGAAGAGCCGUUAAUAGAGAGUUGGAAAGAAGCGAUGCUGUGCGAGAUGAGGAUGCAGGAAGAAAAUAAAAAAGGAGAUAGAGAAGAAAAAGGUGAAAAUACAAGAGUCAGAAAGAGUAGAACAAAAAAGGAAAGAAAUGGAACAAAAAAGAAUAAGAACACGCAGGGAGAAGCAGAAGAGAAAGGGAAGGAAGAGAUAAAGAAGAAAAAUAGUUCAAGUCGCGAGUCGGGCAGAGCUUUGCCCUACCAGUAA
Nasonia vitripennis (jewel wasp) is the source of this 543-nucleotide messenger RNA. RefSeq lists its product as uncharacterized. The transcript has 2 exons. The record is from RefSeq and is a predicted model, not a curated record. Lineage: Eukaryota; Metazoa; Arthropoda; Insecta; Hymenoptera; Pteromalidae. The coding region runs from base 1 to 543 and encodes 180 amino acids.